GUAAUAAUUUGCUAUAAUUCAUGAAAUUUUUAUUUUAGAUUAGUAGGAAGUAGUAUGGAAUUAUUAGAUGGAUGCUUUUCUGUAAGAGCAUUGACAGAAGAGAAGGAUAAUUUAAAGACUGCAGCUCUUGAAAUGGCUACUCAAAUGUUGACCCUUCCUACGCCUCCUGCAGUACAUCAGCAUGUGAAAGCAUUACUUGCUGUUCUUCAUAAUAAUAGGACUGCAUAUAGUAACCAUAAAGAUCAAGCUCUUUUGAAUUAUGUAUUACAAUGUCUUAAUUGUGAAGGAAAACCUUCUGAAGAAAUGGAUGGUGAAGCCUUUUAUCGCUUGAUCUCAAUAGCUAGAGGUGUUGCUGUUUCUCGUCCAUCAAAUUUAGUCAGAUUUGCAGAAUCACAGGAUCAAACAUUAGUAGAUGAAACUAGUGAAGGAGGUAAAAUAUAUUUUAAAACAUUUAAAAUAAUAUAUCAAAAUUUUUAAUUCAGAUAACUCUCUUACUUUAUUCUAAUUCAUUUAGUUUUAAUAAUAAAUUUUUUACUGAGAUUCACUUUAACAGGAAUUUGAACCAAUAUCAUUAUAAAAAUUUUCAUAAAAUAGAAAACAAUAAUAAUUUAAAAUAGUGCAGACACACUAAAUAAUAGCUAGCAUCUUAAUAUUCAGCUUGAAACACUAUAGGAAAUUUGCAUAAUGCAAAAAAUAAGUCUUCCACAAAUGCCAGUCUCCAUGCCAGUAUUAGUUUUGGAUCCAUCUGUGUACCAGACUAAAUCCUGUGGAUGAAAGGUCACCCUACCCCUAAUUCCAGUCAAAGAAACUAGGAAAGUAGACCAAAUAAUGCUUGUCAAAUUUAAACCAAGGUAACAUUUUGUCAGAAUUAAUAAAGAUGUCUUCCUUCAAAAUGUCUCUCAGUAGAGACAAUUGAUCAAAAGAGCAUGCUCUGAAAGUAAGCUGACCAUUACACUUCAGCCUGUAAAGGAUCCUUCUUUCUUCUGUGUGUGAAUAGGUAAAGGAAGAAAGGUUUAAUACAACCUCGAGAACUACCUAGGAU
This is a messenger RNA of Centruroides sculpturatus (bark scorpion), 1042 nucleotides long. Its product is annotated as E3 ubiquitin-protein ligase UBR4-like. The transcript has 2 exons. NCBI's taxonomy places the organism in Eukaryota, Metazoa, Arthropoda, Arachnida, Scorpiones, Buthidae. The record is from RefSeq and is a predicted model, not a curated record. Bases 55 to 477 code for a protein of 140 amino acids.